AGUACCAUACUCCCUAUAUAUGAAAGAAGUGAUUUAUAUUAUGGAGGCACUUCAUUUAUAAAUUCGUUCAAAACACCACACCAAGAACCAUAUAUAACACCAUUCACAAACACUUAGAGGUCAAAUAUGUCUUUUAGUAAGCACCUCAAAGAAAAGCAUGUUGAUGAGAAGAAGGAAAGGGUUCUUGGGGGAACAGAGCACAGCUGGUGCAGGGCGGUCUCUGCCGGCACCGGCAUCACGGUCUUGGCCUUCCACGCCUCGUCGGCGGCCGCGUGUGUUCUCCAAAAUGCCCUCCCCAAGAUCAUAAAUGCCCAUCCCAUCCUCAGGUCCAAGCUCCACUACAACCCCUCCACAAAAACCUUCUCCCUCACCACCACCGCCGUCGCCUCCGCCGCCAGUAUCGUCAGAAUCAAACCCUCCGGUCCCCCGUCGGAUUCCUCGGACGUUUCCCUCUCUCCUUUCCAGCAAAUCCUGGAACGCGAACUGAGCGACAACGCAGACUGGGCGGACCCCGCAUCUUUCCCGCCUUCCGGCGUCGACGUGGUGUUCGCCACCGCCUAUGCGCUGCCGGACGGGAAGCAAGCGGUGGUGCUCCGCUUCCACACGGCGGUGUGUGACCGUACCACGGCGGUGUCGCUGCUGAGGGAGCUGAUGGAGGUGGUGGUGGAGGGGACACUGAAAGGAAUAAAGAACGAAGGGGAGGGUAGUUUUGGAAUCGAGGAUGUUGUGCCCGUUGAAAAGUCAAAAAAGAGGCUUUGGGCUCAUGGGCUGGACAUGCUUGGGUAUUCGGUUAACUCGUUUUUGUUGACCAAUUUGAGGUUUAAAGACGUAAAAGGGCCCAGAAGCUCUCGUGUGGUGAGGCUUCAAAUGAACCAAAAUGACACUUCAAAGAUACUUGACGGUUGCAAAUCUGUUGGGAUCAAGCUAUGCGGAGUUUUAACGGCGGCGGGACUACUGGCCGCCGCUGCCAUGUCUUCCAAAUCCCAACCGGAUCAUCAGAAGAAAAAGUAUGGGGUAGUGACCCUCACCGACUGCCGUUCAAUUCUGAAUUACCCUCUCUCCGCUCACCAUUUUGGAUUCUACCACUCAGCAGUGCAGAACGUGCACAUCGUGAGCGGCGGAGAAAGGCUAUGGGACUUGGCAAAGGCGAGCUACGCCGCCUUCUCCGCCUCCAAGAAAUCCAACAAACACUUCUCCGACAUGGCGGACCUCAACUUCCUGAUGUGCAAGGCCAUCGACAACCCGAGCCUGACGGCGUCGUCGGCGAUGAGGAGCUCCGUGCUGACGGUGUUCGAGGAUCCGGUGGUGUACGACAUCCGGCGUGACAUCGUUGGGCUGGAGGACUUCGUGGGCUGCUCGUCGGUUCACGGUGUGGGGCCGUCGAUGGCCAUCUUUGACGCCGUGAUCGACGGAGAACUUGACUGCGCGUGCGUGUACCCGUCGCCUCUCCAUUCGAGGGAGCAAAUGCAGGAGUUAGUGGAUCGCAUGAAGAGACUUUUGGUGUAUUCCACGUACCCAUCAUCAUAAACAAUAAAGAGUACUAAAAGUCUAAAACAUACUCAUUCCGUCCUUAAUUAGAUUACAAAUUUUUUUCUCUCCUUCGAUAACUGUUGUUUGUUUAUGUAAUUUCAUUAAGUAUUUAAUAAAAUAAAAUAUUCUUAUCACCGCUUGUUUUGUAAAAUUUUUGACGUAAUUUUUAAUAUGUACAGUAAUUUCUUAUCGAUAUACCAAUUUGUAAAUAAAAUGAUUUUAGAAAGUGAGUUUUUUCUCUUCGUAAACCCCAAUUUGUAAUCAAAUUGGGGAUGGAGG
Cuscuta campestris is the source of this 1809-nucleotide messenger RNA. Lineage: Eukaryota; Viridiplantae; Streptophyta; Magnoliopsida; Solanales; Convolvulaceae. The record is from the annotation of a GenBank genome assembly.